GCAAGUACCAAAGGCGGAUUCUUCUCCCCAAAUUAAUGACAAGUGACAGCAAACAACAGGGAGACAUGAGAAGUUGGACCACAUGCUGCACUGGAGAACUUAGUGGUAGAAGAAUUAAUCCCCAAAGAGAUUGAAGUGAGUUUCAGGAUGACAAAAGAGGAACCCCCGAGUACCACAAGGGACUUGCAGGAGCUGCAGAAGAAGCUGUCUUUGCUGAUAGAGUCCUUCCAGAAUAACUCAAAGGUGAUUGCCUUUCUGAAGUCUCCAGUGGGCCAGUACUUGGACAGGCAUCCUUUUCUGGCCCUCACCUUGCUGGUGUUCGUUGCCGUGUCGGCCGUUCCUGUUGGGUUCUUCCUGCUCCUCGUGGUGCUUACCUUCCUGGUGGCUCUUGUGGGGGUCCUGUUACUGGAAGGCCUGGUCAUCUCUGUGGGUGGCCUGUCACUGCUCUGCGUCCUCUGUGGCUUGGGCUUCGUGUCAGUCACCGUGUCAGGGAUCCUCAUGGUGUCCUACAUGGUGGUCUCCAGCCUUAUCAACUACUGGUUUUCUCCCAGACCACUGAUGCAGCAAAACCCCAGUGGUGAAUGUCAGCUGGCUAUGAAGUCCACAGACUUUGAGGGGCUCUACCAGGAAUGACCAGCUGAACAUCUUUUCAAGCAUCGCUGGAAAGCUGUUGAAUCAUACUUGCCCCUUGGCAUUAUGACUCAGAGAAGGGGGUUGGGUAGCCAAGCACUCCCUGGAUGUUUCCACUAGCUUUUUCACUGUUUAUAGGAUCCUGCAGUAGCCCAUUUGGGGAUCAUGUUGGUCUUGUGUUGGUUCUGUCAGCUGACCCACCCUCAUGGGGCGAAUCAGCAAAGAAAUGCAUUGGCUCAGCAGCUGGCCCUGCCUCACAUACCCACUCCCCAGGUGUGGCGACGUGACCUUGGCAGGGUCCUGGGCCUCUAGAGCUCUGCCCCGUGACCCAAAGGCCCAGCUGGGUGCAAAAGUGUAUUGUUUUUAGUGUUUUGUUUUUAGA
Molecule: messenger RNA, 1012 nt
Organism: Propithecus coquereli (Coquerel's sifaka)
Lineage: Eukaryota; Metazoa; Chordata; Mammalia; Primates; Indriidae
Gene: LDAF1
Product: transmembrane protein 159
Exons: 5
Coding region: 148-633 (161 amino acids)
Source: RefSeq, a predicted model, not a curated record